This is a messenger RNA of Magnolia sinica, 738 nucleotides long. RefSeq lists its product as uncharacterized. The transcript is spliced from 2 exons. The record is from RefSeq and is a predicted model, not a curated record. The coding region runs from base 301 to 738 and encodes 145 amino acids. Lineage: Eukaryota; Viridiplantae; Streptophyta; Magnoliopsida; Magnoliales; Magnoliaceae.
AAUAAAAGACAUAGUUGCCAAUGACCCGGCUUGUAUACAUAAUGAUUUAAAUCACGACCCGGUUGCACAGGUUUUUCAUUCAUUCUCUUCACUUUGACAUACUUAGCUUUCUGAACAUUUUUUGUUACUAAUAUACAUGCAUUACUAAUAAUGGUUGAUUAUCAUUUAGGUUUGUGGUCUUGAUAAAAGAGGACGUGUAGGGGGUUGGGUCAUAUUGCAAAAACUACCAUUAUUGCUUCAACCCCUUACAUUAAUGAAAUUAGAGAAGGAAAGGGCGAAAUUGCUGAGGUUAAAGCAUCGAUGAUUGUAUUAAAAGAGCAAAUGGAAAACAAGAUCAACGAGUGCAAGGACAUGAUAUUGACCAUUGGAGAACGUUUGCUUGAAGUUCAGAAUCAAAUAAAUACUCCAGUUCAACCAAUGCAAUGCUCUCCAGGCACUGCUGGUUCUCAGGUGUUUUUUCGAUCUGGCGAUACCUCAAGUCAUCGUGAUGAGUCAGCUCCACCUCCACCUUCACUUCUACGGGUGGAACAAAUCUGUCAUUUGACAGAUAUUUGUAGUCGAGUUGUUGCACGUGGGCGUCUGAUUAGAGAUAAUGCAGGCAUCCCUUCAGAUUUCAUCAAAGUUAUAUUGGAUGUCGUUGAAGUUCCCAGUGCGAAUGUGUUUGGUGACAUUGAGAAGACGUUAGCCGAUUGCAACGUGGGUGUUCUCAUUUGGCCUAGAGUGCUGACGAAAACAUAG